GCCUUUUUGGCUGUUGGGGAGUGCCGAAAGUUACUGGGACGGUAGUUCAAGGCUGGCGUUUUUCCCUCGCUGAGGACGCGGGACAACCCGGCGUCGGCAGCGGUGAAGAGUCGGCCGAGCAGAGGACCGAAACUGCUGCUGCCACCGACGCAACAGGCAGGAGCAUGGCAGCAGAGGUGACGCUAGCCGACGCCUUGUCCAACGUCGAUGUGUUGGACGAGUUGCCGCUACCGGAUCAACAGCCCUGCAUCGAAGCCCUGCCCUGCAGCAUAGUGUAUCACGCCAACUUCGACACCAACUUUGAAGACCGAAAUGCAUUUGUCACAGGAGUCGCCAAGUACAUUGAAGAAGCCACCGUCCAUGCCGAGCUUAAUGAAAUGCUUGAGCAAGGACAAGAGCAUGCGGUCAUGCUUUAUACGUGGAGGUGUUGCUCACGUGCCAUUCCGCAGCCCAAGUCAAAUGAGCAACCAAAUAGGGUAGAGAUCUAUGAAAAAACUGUUGAAGUACUCGCACCCGAGGUGAACAAGCUGCUCAACUUCAUGUACUUUCAGAGGAGGGCAAUCGACCGGUUCACAGCUGAGGUUAGGAGGUUGUGCCAUGCUGAAAAACGGAAAGACUUCGUGUCAGAAGCCUAUCUCUUAACCCUUGGCAAGUUCAUCAAUAUGUUUGCUGUGCUGGAUGAGCUGAAGAACAUGAAAUCAAGCGUGAAGAAUGACUAUGCAACUUACAGGAGGGCAGCCCAGUUCCUGAAAGUAAUGGCUGACUCUCAAGCACUUCAGGAGUCGCAGAACCUGUCCAUGUUCCUGGCGACGCAGAACAAAAUACGGGAUACGCUCAAGGAGACUCUGGAGAAAAUUGUUGGCUAUGAUGACCUCUUAGCAGACAUUGUCAACAUCUGUGUCCAAAUGUACGAGACCAAAAUGUACAUGCUGCCUGCAGAAAAGCACAUGCUGGUUAAAGUGAUGGGAUUUGGUCUCUUUCUAAUGGAUGGAGAGGUGUGCAACAUCAACAAACAAGACCAGAAGAAGCGGAUUAACAUCAGCAAGAUUGACAAGAUAUUCAAGGCUCUGGAGAUGGUGCCACUGUUUGGAGACAUGCAGAUAGCACCAUUCCACUACAUUAAGUGCAGUCCACACUACGAGGCAUCCCGUUGGCCAUUGGCCAGUUCAAGCAGUCCCAGCCCUCAGUCUGACCUCCUGCAGCACCUGCCAGCCAUACGUGACGAUUACGAACGCUACAUCAGCGAACUCGCACGUCACAGCAAUGAGGUCACAACAACUGUGAAAGAAACACCACGAACUGACGCAGAGAACAAGGAACUGAACGACCUUGCCCUUAGGGGCCUCCAGCUCCUGUCUGACUGGACAACUCACGUCACAGAACUCUACUCAUGGAAAUUGAUGCAUCCUACUGACCCACAUCAGAACAAGGAAUGUCCGCAGGAGGCUGAGGAGUACGAGCGAGCCACACGCUACAACUAUACUGACGAAGAAAAGUUUGGCUUGAUCGAAGUGAUAGCCAUGGUAAAAGGCCUGCAGGUUCUCAUGAGUCGAAUGGAAACGGUGUUCACAGAUGCCGUCCGGCGACACGUGUAUUAUGAACUGCAGGGAUUUGUGCAGCACACUUUGCGAGAACCACUGCGGAAGGCUGUGAAAAACAAGCGAGACCUCGUCCGCAGCAUCAUCAUGUCUGUCCGAGAGACGUGUGCUGACUGGAAGCGUGGGACAGAACCUAACGAGGACCCAGCUCUCAGGGGGAAGAAGGACCCUGACAAUGGAUUUGACAUUUCUGCACCGCGGAGAAACGUUGGCCCUUCCAGCACGCAGUUGUACAUGGUGCGCACAAUGCUGGAAUCUCUGAUUGCCGACAAGAGCGGCGGCAAGCGGACCCUGCGCAAGGACAUCGACGGUCCCUCCCUCAUGGAGAUCGACAGGUUCCACAAGGGAUCUUUCUACUGGAACUACUUACUCAACUUUAGCCAGACAUUACAAGAGUGUUGUGACCUGUCCCAGUUGUGGUACCGAGAAUUUUACUUGGAAAUGACAAUGGGGAAAAGAAUCCAGUUCCCGAUUGAAAUGUCCCUUCCGUGGAUCCUGACUGAUCACAUCCUGACCACUAAGAACCCUUCCAUGAUGGAAUGCGUACUCUAUCCUUUGGACUUGUACAACGACAGUGCAUUCUACGCCCUCACUAAGUUCAAGAAACAGUUUCUCUACGAUGAGGUAGAGGCUGAGGUCAACCUGUGUUUCGACCAGUUUGCAUACAAACUAAGCGACCAGAUAUUUGCCUACUACAAGCACCUGGCCGGCAGCAUCCUGCUGGACAAGCGCUUCCGCGUGGAGUGUGCAAGCAACUCGACUGUGUUUGCCUACCCCGUGGCCAACCGGUACGAGACUCUGUUGCGGCAGCGACACGUCCAGCUGCUGGGCCGCUCGGUGGACCUGAACCGCCUGAUUGCCCAGCGGUUGGGUGCUGCACUGCAACGAAGCCUCGAGCUUGCCGUGGCACGCUUUGAGGCGCAAGACAUUACGGGCGUUGUGGAGCUUGAAGGCCUGCUAUCAGUGAAUCGUAUGACACACAAGCUGCUGAGCAAGUUUGUCACCCUGGAUGACUUCGAUGCCAUGCUGAGAGAAGCAAAUCACAACGUCCUGGCACCGUAUGGCCGCGUGUGUCUACAUGUCUUUUGGGAGCUCAACUACGACUUCCUGCCAAACUACUGUUACAAUGCUGCUACAAACAGGUUUGUCAAGGUGAAGGACAUCACCCUGACGCAACCUGUGACUAGGGAAAAGAUGCCCAGUGCCCAGCCUCACUACAUCUAUGGCACUAAGGCGUUGAACUCUGCAUACCAGCAAAUCUACAGCUUGUACAGUGGCUUCGUGGGUGCGCCCCACUUUCGCGCUAUCUGCCGGCUCCUGGGCUACCAGGGCAUUGCCGUCGUCAUGGAGGAACUGCUCAAAAUUGUUAAGAGCCUGAUUCAAGGUACCCUGCUGCAGUACACGAAAACCCUCCUAAAAGUAAUGCCCAAGCACUGUAGGCUCCCACGCUACGACUAUGGUUCCCCUGGUAUCCUUGGCUACUACCACGCUCAACUGAACGACAUUGUGCAGUACCCCGAUGUCAAGACUGAAAUGUUCCAAAGCUUUCGGGAGGUUGGCAAUGCCAUACUGUUCUGCCUUCUCAUAGAACAAAGCUUGUCACAGGAAGAAGUGUGCGACCUCCAGCAUGCUGCACCAUUCCAGAACAUUCUACCUCGACCUUACUGCAAAGAUGGAGAGAAACCGGAGACCAAGUUGAAGCGUCUUGAAGCCAAGUACGGUCCGCUGCAGGUGGUGCAGACUAUCGAACGCCUUGGAACACCAAAGCAAGCCAGCAUAGCUAAGGAGGGAGACCUCCUGACGAAGGAGCGCCUGUGCUGUGGCCUGUCAGUGUUCGAGGUCAUCCUGACACGCAUCAAGUCUUACCUGGAUGACCCCUUGUGGGUGGGGCCUCCCCCGGCCAAUGGAGUGAUGAAUGUGGAGGAGUGCACCGAGUUCCACAGGCUGUGGAGUGCCCUGCAGUUUGUCUACUGCAUCCCGGUCGGCGAGAACGAGUUCACUGUCGAGCAACUGUUUGGAGAAGGACUACACUGGGCUGGCUGUGCCAUGAUUGUGCUGUUGGGCCAACAGCGUCGCUUUGAGGCCCUCGAUUUUUGCUAUCACAUUCUGCGCGUUCAGCGAGUCGAUGGCAAGGACGAGCUGGUCAAGGGCAUUCCCCUGAAGAGGAUGGUGGAUCGUAUCCGGCGUUUCCAAGUGCUCAACUCGCAGAUAUUUGCUGUGCUCAACAAAUAUCUGAAGACGAGCGAUGCUGACAGCUUGCCUGUUGAGCAUGUGCGCUGCUAUCCACCACCUAUUCACCAAUCACUCGCAGCCUCAAGACCUCCGCCAGGCACCAUUUACAUGCGCGCUGACGCAGUCCUUAAGUAAUGGUCCUACUUGUACCACCAUUUUAUUUCAUCCUACUAAUUGUGCCGGGCUGGAGAAUCUCGGAACCACGAUAAUCACCAGCGUUUGCUUGUUGUGAAGUCGUAUGUGUGUGGUCCGAGAAUAAGUAUGAAAUAUCGUGUGUUGCACUCGGGCAAAACAUGUGCAUCAGCUGCAGUACUUUAAUGACUGUCCAACUUCCCGUUGCAACUCGGCGGCAUUCACGAUCAAUUCUGAUACUGUGCUCACAUUUCACGGGAAGUUUUAGAAUUCUCAUAGUGCGAGACAGUUGUGUGUACACUAGCGUGGACAGGGAAAAACAGCGUGGCCCCAAUGCUUGCAUGUGUACCGUUGGUUGCGUGUGCGAGGUUUAGGAAUCUGUGGCCAAUAUUUAACUAUCAUGUAAAUGCAUAACGCUUUCCCAGUAAUUGAUAAUGACUAGUUGUGUAAGCCUUUAGUGAGGAGAGGACUACAUUCCAAAUGUGAUUAGAUUCUUUCGUGAUGGGCUUAUCUGGUACCAACAUGAGCACUUGCCUGUUACUAGGCCACAUGGUAACAUCAUUGUUUACACUGGUGUGGUAAUUUGUAGGAUAACAGAUCUUGGGGGGGGGGGGGUGCAAGAAUAUGGCAUUGCACAGCUAGGCUUAGAAGGGUGUUUAUAAAAAAUGAAGUUACCUGAACCUUGUAGUAGCAUUGUGAAUGUCAUAUGGGCAAAGUAUAGUGAGUCAACUUUUUGCGUUUCAGCUGCAAUUUAAUUGAUAAUUUUGGUUGCAAUAUUCGGUGGUUUUCGAGUAUCGUUGCCCUUGUAUCUCAGUUUGUACUGGGCAUACUGCUGCUCAUAUUUCAUUUUGAGGCUGCUGGUGUAAUCGACAAUAGCACUUUUGUAUAACUUUUGUACACUUUACCCUCCUGCACAGUUUUGCAUCAACCUUUUUUUUAGGGAGAAAGGGGCUGCCAUGUACAUGUCUUGUGACAAGAUGAUGUAAAAGUGGGAAAUACUACUGCAAUUGUUCAUGGUUUAUGUGCCAAGGCUACAUCUUAAGAUGGAAGAGACCCUAAAACUGUUCUGAUGAAUUUUUGUAAACCAUUUGAGCUGGCACUGCAUGUGUUUCAAAUCUUCAACAGUGCUGUUUAAGCACCGUGGAGAGUGUAAUUUACUAUUAAGUUGUAAACAUGCACAUUGCUACAGAUCACACUGGUGGACCCUGCAUCAACUCUUCAGCCAGUCCUGCUUUAGGGCAUGUCAUCCUCCUGCAACAUUGCUUGUGCGACUGAUAUGAUUGGCUUCUUGGCGUUUGUACCGGAGGAGAAAACAUGAACUGCUGGGUUUGUGGUGUCAGCUGGUGGCAAAAAUAUCAAUUAGCUAGGAUUUCAUGACCUGCCAUGCACUGGCAGAAAAUUAUGUCAGGAAGAGCUUAGUUCUGAACCUUCACCACUCUGUAAAAAAGUCUAGAAAGAAAAAAAGCAUUGCUUGGAAAGCGAGCACCCAUAAUUUUCUGUAACUUUCUUGAUGCAAGGUACUUUGUGCUAAAUAUCACAUGAAUUACUUACUCUGAUUGUCACCUAACCACUUGUAGAAUAUUGAAAAAAAAAAACUUAAGUAUAAUGUACAAAAAAAAAAGCCCUUCAAGAUUCUCAACCAAAUGAAACAGUGAGGUUCAGAAUCAAUAUUGCUUUAUGUAUUCUGCAAUUGUAGCUUCCAUUGCUUCUUUGUUGAUUUCAGUUGAUUUCAGUUUGGUUUGCGACAGCACACCUUAAUUGUCUGCAAGUUCCACACUGCCCUUUGGCAUGGCAUCAUCCAUGUUGUUUUUUCUAUCUCAUGUGUUACUUAGGGAUUUCAACUUUCGUGUGCAAACACUACACUUUGUUUUUAAACCUAUUAUUUUAAAUGCAGGUAAUGUGCAUAAAAGCAUGCUAUUUCUGUCAGCCAUUAAGUAGAAAAUAUGGCCACACAUAUUGGUUUUAGGCUAAGCAGAAUGGGCAGAAAUGCAUCCUUGCUAGUUUUUAGGCUAUUAUGCAGAAUUUGUUUUUGGAGGGGGAGGAAGUUGUUUAUAAUCAUUGCAAGUCACACACACCAUGCAGCAAAGGCUACUUUAAUGCAGCCGUUACAAGUUUUUUAAAAAAAGGUGUUUUUUUGUAAGCAAAUAGAGGUGACGCAGUGAAGCCAGUGCUGCUGCUACUGCCCUGUAAGUAUAUUUGAUGAGCCAUUUCAUUUCUCAUCUGUCAAAAAAGAGUGUAAUAAUCCACAAUAUUAUCAUUUCACUUUUGUGCUUCCAUUCUGUGUAGAGCUACCUGUAUGAACUAAUAUAUAUGUAUUUUUUAUUGUCAUCUCAUUCUAUGCUUGUAUUUCAAUGUAUCGGUUUUGUUUAAGUAAUUUAUUUUUGUAACAUUGCAUAGCGCGUGUGCAAUGGAAAAUAAGGAUAAUUUCUGUCCCGUAUCAUGCUGAUGUUUUGUUCCUCAGUGUGUUGAUUGGUGCUGUAUUGAAAAUUUGCGCAGUGAAUCGCUACCUUUAUUUAGGGCAUAAUUUUCUGCAAGUAUAUUUGUUUCUGGCUCCCUAUGAAAAUGCUUGAAUACAGGAAUAUUGAGGCUCGAGGUAUUCUGGCCUCAUUAAAAUUUUAAUUUGUAUUCAUUUCAUGCCCCCUUUUAUACCACUGCACGAGAUGCAUUGGUGGGAUAGAUGCUGUCAAAACUUUCGUUUAGAACCGCUCACUGAAAGCCAUCCAGUGACUUUAUAGUGCCUUUUGGUUUUAGCAAGCUUGCAGUUGUGUAGCGCAAAAUUGCUGCUUUGUUUUUGUGUGUCAUACAGAGAGUGCAUAGUUUGUUGUCUCUGGGCCGCACUUUCACUAUAUACCUUGAUAUUGUUUACCAGCAAGAUUUUAUGGGACUUCUCUUAUUUGGCAACAUAUUCAUGCAUAAUUUGUGUGUCCUUUCAAUAAAUUGAGCCUAUUAUGUGAUUAUGCAGCUGUCGCAAUAUAGUAUUUUUCUUGUGUGUAAACGAGUCCAAACAUGAAAUAUCUUCUGCUGCAAUUUGUUCCUUUCAGCACCACGUGAGUGUGUGUAUCCAAAUGCUGAAUUUGUUGUUUUCUUUUGUUGUUGUUUGUAUUGGUGUCCAUCCCAGGAAGAAUUUUUCGAUACAAUUCACUAUCUUAGGGCUUGGAUUUCUUCAUUCCUGAUAUUUAUUCUCCGGGAAACCAGAAUUUGAUGCUGUCACAGAGGUGUUUGAUUUCUCUUUUGUAUGUUUGUUUUGAGACACUUCUCGCAUAGUUUUCAUUUUUCCUUAAUGUUCUUCUUUAUGAGUUUUUGCACUUUAGGUAGUAAUGUAUUUUGCUAAUACAAGUUAUCUUCUGGCA
This is a messenger RNA of Rhipicephalus microplus (southern cattle tick), 7312 nucleotides long. It is a transcript of the gene Cyfip, whose product is annotated as Cytoplasmic FMR1-interacting protein Sra-1. Gene Ontology annotation, biological process: regulation of actin filament polymerization. Gene Ontology annotation, molecular function: small GTPase binding. The record is from RefSeq and is a predicted model, not a curated record. Lineage: Eukaryota; Metazoa; Arthropoda; Arachnida; Ixodida; Ixodidae.